UUUGAACUUAGAAAGACAGUCUUCCGUCGAUCACGGCAUCCAAUAGACUUACAAUGCACAUAAUAUUUAAUUCUUUACUAAUUAUAUUCCAAGUGAUAUGCAUUGUACUAGUUAAUGCAAGAAACACCAUUAAAAAUGAGUUGUCGGGCAUAAAAAUUGGUAUUUUACCAGAUAGAACCAACCGAAUUGAAGACAUCUAUCUACGUUUUUAUAAUGGGAAUUCUUUCGAAGAAUACGUGGACAUCCCGCUGCACCAGGCUUGUAAACUCAUCGAGAUCAAAGGCUUCGAUAACAACAAUCCCACAGUCCUAUACAUCCAUGGCUUUAUCGAGACUGCUCAACAGGAAAGUGUACAGGUCAUGGUGAACGCGUACUUAGAAGCAAGACCGGAUACCAAUAUCGUAUUAUUAGACUGGUCUAAUAUGUCUCAUGGCAAUUAUUUGGUUAACGCUGCUAGGAACACGAAAAAGGUUGGAGCUGCAGCAGCAGAAAAUCUAAACAAACUCAUAGAAGCUGGACUAUCAAUAGAUAAAUUUCAAAUUGUAGGCCAUUCCCUCGGCAGCCAUGUCGCCGGCUAUCUUGCGCGGGAUCUCAAAAAUAAACACAGCAAAACUAUAAAAAGAUUAACAGCUCUUGAUCCAGCAUUCCCGGCAUUUUACCCGGACGGGGUCGUUAUGGACCAUGUCACAGAAAAAGACGCAGACUUCGUCGAUGUGAUACACACAGAUGCUGGCGGGUACGGCGCCCCGGUCCGAACCGGCACGGCAGACUUCUGGCCGAACGGAGGGAAAAGUAUCCAACCGGGGUGCCCGAGAUUUGCGCCUAUACCACUAACCGAUGACAAUUUAUGCAGUCACUGGAGGUCAUGGCGAUUUUACGCAGAGUCUAUCCGGAACCCUGAGGCGUUCCCAGCAUCGCCUGCGGAUUCUUACCAUAAAUUUAGAGAAAAUCAGACACCAGAAGUUGGCAUGGUUUUCAUGGGAGCUAACUGUGAUAGCAAUGCCCGAGGGUCUUACUAUUUAACGACCAACGCAGAGUAUCCAUUUGGCAAAGGAAUGGGCGGUAUAUAUUCCAAAAAUAAAAAUACGAGGAAUAAAAAAUCAUAACCUAGGACUAUAACAAAGUACUUACUUACUUUAUUGUAAUGUUACUGACCGUAGUGGUCAAAAAUACCAUUUGAUGAACAUUGAUGUAGGUAUAAAGGUGAUCGCACACGGUCGCAAGAUCCGCAAGGAGGUAAUGUAUUUUUAAGCAUAUAUACUUACCUACUAGAAAAGUUAAAGGAAAACGUGAGGAAACCUGUUUGCCUGAGAGUUCUUCUGACUUCAGCAGCAUGAGUCGACCAAAAUAACCGCUUGCCCCACAUUUCUUCGACGCGUCCUAUUGGGCUGACUCGUUCGUUCUUUUGCCUCUUGUAAGUCUUGUCGUAUGCGAUCACACAUACUACAAAUUUCUCAAAACGUACCUGCACCUUAGACUGUAAGUUUAAACUUAGGAUUUGUUAGAUACUUAUUAAGGUUAUAAUCUCACAAUUGACGGUCUAGACAUUCAGCUUUAAGAAUUCAUUCACACAGGCUGCGUAAGCGUAGACGUAGCGCAUACCAUUGCGUUGUAAUGUAUGGAACUGUAUGAAACAUGGCAUGCCACUUGCGUGGCGUGAACGUUCACGUGGACGUAAUACGUGCAGUUACGUCUACGGGAUCACGCGAGUCACUACGCACGUGUCACGUGUACGUGCUGCAUCCGCAAUUGGUGUGAAUUGGCCAUAAAAACGUCAUAAGUAGUUAUAAAAACGAGUACCUACCUUGAUGUCAAUAUGGUCGAACUAUAAAAUAAUUAUUAUUACCUACGAAAGUCGUGACUUUCAGCAAAAGUCUAUAUCAGAACAUAAAUUACGCACAAUGCAGUAGACGCUCACAAAAUUGUAUAGCAAUUAACGAAAUUGUAAUUUCUGUGUUAAUAAGUAUAUUGUAAGAUUUUAUACAAAAUAAAUCGACCAAAACUGACUA
Molecule: messenger RNA, 2009 nt
Organism: Maniola jurtina (meadow brown)
Lineage: Eukaryota; Metazoa; Arthropoda; Insecta; Lepidoptera; Nymphalidae
Product: inactive pancreatic lipase-related protein 1-like
Exons: 8
Coding region: 54-1106 (350 amino acids)
Biological process (GO): lipid metabolic process
Molecular function (GO): lipase activity
Source: RefSeq, a predicted model, not a curated record